AUGCGUGGAAAACUGUCGCCAAGAUCUUUUGUUCCAUAUGACAGUUCCAAACCGCCGAAGCCUGGGUAUUUUCGAGAAGGCAUUGUCAACUCCUUUCCUGAUGACGACGUGCGAGUACGGUUCCUGAAUAAACUCUAUCAGUGCCUGCGCGCGUUCAGCAUGCCCCACAAGGUGAGGAAAUUGGUAUUGGUUGGCCCCAAAGAUUCGGGCAAAACAUCUUGGUCCAACAUAUUCCAUCGUGUUAUUCCCGCCAGCUACAUUGCGUCGCUCACAAACGAGAGACAAUUUUCUGCGGCUAUGAUUAACAACGAAACUCAGCUGGUCCUCGUGGACGAGUGGUCGGCGAGCACGAUGCAAUCCGACCUUGCCAAAUGCAUCCUUCAAGGCGGAUGGAUGGUCUCUGCGGCAAAGCACGGCCUAUCAAAGACGGUAUUAAAUAAUAGCCCCUUCUACAUCACCACAAAUAAUCUAGCUCCCGAAUUUUGGUAAAGAAGAAGACGAUAACGUGAAGCGCAGAAUUGAGAUAUUCACAACAACGUCAUUGCCUCAAACUCUACCGGGAAUCGACAAGUGGAUUUAUGACCACGCGAUGGGUUGCAUUGCGUGGAUAGCGGAAGAAAUCAACGCAAACCGCGAGCACAUCGAUCGACAUGAGCUCUGGUACGAGCCCAAUCACUCUGGACCGUUGACGAUUGCUGCAAACGAGGGAAAGUCUGUUCAGUGA
This is a messenger RNA of Paramuricea clavata, 724 nucleotides long. The record is from the annotation of a GenBank genome assembly. NCBI's taxonomy places the organism in Eukaryota, Metazoa, Cnidaria, Anthozoa, Malacalcyonacea, Plexauridae.